This is a messenger RNA of Macadamia integrifolia, 1352 nucleotides long. Its product is annotated as DUF21 domain-containing protein At2g14520-like. NCBI's taxonomy places the organism in Eukaryota, Viridiplantae, Streptophyta, Magnoliopsida, Proteales, Proteaceae. Gene Ontology annotation, biological process: magnesium ion homeostasis. The record is from RefSeq and is a predicted model, not a curated record. Gene Ontology annotation, cellular component: intracellular membrane-bounded organelle.
CAAAGAUAUUGCCAGUUGUUAGGAAACAGCAUUUAUUGCUUUGCACCCUUCUUAUUUGCAAUGCUGCUGCUAUGGAGGCACUUCCCAUUUUUCUUGAUGGUUUGAUUUCGGCUUGGGGUGCUAUACUGAUCUCGGUGACCUUGAUACUUCUGUUUGGUGAGAUUAUUCCACAAUCUGUUUGUUCUCGGCAUGGUUUGGCGAUUGGUGCAGCAGUGGCUCCAUGUGUCCGCGUGCUUGUUUGGAUCUGUUUUCCCGUGGCUUAUCCAAUUAGCAAGCUAUUAGACUUCCUUUUAGGGGACGGACAUGUGGCUCUUUUUCGCAGAGCUGAGUUGAAAACUCUUGUUGAUCUGCAUGGUAAUGAGGCUGGGAAAGGUGGGGAGCUGACACAUGAUGAGACAACAAUCAUUGCUGGAGCACUUGAGCUCACAGCGAAAACAGCUAGGGAUGCCAUGACUCCAAUAUCAGAAACUUUUGCCAUUGACAUUAAUGCCAAGCUGGACAGGGAUUUAAUGAAGUUAAUUUUGGAGAAAGGGCAUAGCAGAGUACCAGUUUUUUAUGAGCAGCCUGUAAACAUAAUAGGACUGAUUCUGGUGAAGAAUCUAUUAACCAUCCAUCCUGCAGAUGAAGUACCUGUCAAGACUGUCACUAUCCGUAAGAUUCCAAAGGUUCCAGAGAACUUGCCUCUAUAUGAUAUCCUGAAUGAGUUUCAGAAAGGUCACAGCCACAUGGCUGUUGUCAUGUGGCACCGUGACAACAUGAUGGAGCAGCCAGCCAGCAAGAGCCCAUCGAAUAAUCCAGCAGCUGAAGUUAGGGUGGACAUCAAUGGCGAAAAGCAUCCUCUAGAGAAAAAGAGGAAAAGACCACUCCAGAAGUGGAAAAGCUUUCCCACUAGUGGAAAUAGUCCAUAUACCCCAAGGAGUAAGAAAUGGACGAGGGAAAUCAAUGCAGAUGUCCUUCAGAUUGAUGACAAUCCACUCCCUAAGCUUAACGAGGAAGAGGAAGCUGUUGGCAUAAUAACAAUGGAAGAUGUCAUUGAAGAGCUCUUACAGGAGGAGAUAUUUGAUGAGACGGACCAUCAUGAUGAUGAUUCAUGACAUUAUUCUUAUGCACUCUGUAUAGUCUCUAUAGUGAGAUAGACUGUUGAGAAAUGGAAAUGACUACGGCUUUCAUUUAUAAGAGAGUGUAGGUUCAAAAUUCAUUCAAAUGAAAUGUUAUUAUAGAUACUUUUAAAUGGAUUUGACGACUGAAGUUAAAUAGAUGUGUUUAUUUACUUAAGAGUUCAGGUAUUUUCCUCUUAUUUUGUAAUCUGGUCAAGAAUUUUCCUUAUCAUAAUGGCAGCCAUAUUUUGCGCA